Molecule: messenger RNA, 4779 nt
Organism: Polyodon spathula (Mississippi paddlefish)
Lineage: Eukaryota; Metazoa; Chordata; Actinopteri; Acipenseriformes; Polyodontidae
Product: gamma-tubulin complex component 3-like
Exons: 22
Coding region: 140-2860 (906 amino acids)
Biological process (GO): meiotic cell cycle; spindle assembly; microtubule nucleation
Cellular component (GO): spindle pole; equatorial microtubule organizing center; gamma-tubulin small complex
Molecular function (GO): microtubule minus-end binding; gamma-tubulin binding
Source: RefSeq, a predicted model, not a curated record
UUAUCGGAUGAUUGUGGGGACGCUUUCGGCGGGUUCAGUUAAAAUGGCGUCGUUGCUAAGAGCGGAUAGUCAAGACAAGAGUAACGGCUGCAGGUAGAUUUGGACACCGAACCGGAACCUUAUUGCACUUAGCAGCGCCAUGGCAGGCGUGGAUCAGAAAUCCCCGAAUGUCUUGCUUCAGAGCUUGUGCUGUCGGAUCAUGGGCAAGAGCGAAGUUGAUGUUGCACACCAGUUCCAGUAUGCUGUCCGAGUUGUUGGAAGUAAUUACGCUCCUACAAUUGAACAGGAUGAGUUUCUUGUUGUCGAAAAGAUAAAAAAAGAACUUGUAAAGCAGAGAAGAGAAGCAGAUGCUGCACUUUUAUCAGAGCUCCACAGGAAACUUCAGUCACAGGGGGUGUUAAAGAACAGAUGGUCCAUACUCUACCUCUUGCUCAGCCUUUGUGAGGAUCCACGUAAACCACCUGCCAGGGUUGCUAAUUAUACAGCACUGUUUGCUCAGGCUUUGCCAAGAGAUGCUCAGUCUACCCCACAAUACUACUGUGCCAGGCCACAGAGCCUCCCGCUAAGCUAUCCUGAUAGGACUCAGUCUGCACAGAGCUCUGGUAGUAUGGGCAGCAGUGGGGUCAGCAGUCUCAGUAUAUAUGCAACGAAUGGGCCCACACCUACCCCACAGUCUCUGCUUCCAGGACAAACUCAAGGCAUGGGAGACUGUCUUCGCCAGCAGCUGAGCUCACGGCUCGCGUGGAAUCUCUCUGCCGCAGCGCCUUCAGUGCCAACUUCUACCUCAAGAGGCCUUGCAAACUCUGUGACCCGCAGUGUGCCAAGGUCUAGAAGGGAAGGGGACACAGGAAGCGGCUGUGUUGAAGUAAGUGAGUCUGCCCUCGUAAGAGACAUUUUAUAUGUCUUCCAGGGAAUUGAUGGAAAAUGCAUCAAAAUGUGCAGUUCUGAAAGCUGCUAUAAAAUAGAUGGAAAGAUUGCAGUAUCUAAGUCGCUGAGAGACAUCACAAGCAGGCUAGCAGAAUUGGGGUGGUUACAUAACAAAGUGAGAAAAUACACAGAUCAGAGGAGCCUAGACCGGGCAUUUGGACUUGUUGGACAGAGUUUUUGUGCUGCUUUACAUCAGGAACUUAAGGAGUACUACAGACUACUCUCUGUUUUGCAUUCCCAGAUGCAGGUUGAAGAUGACCAAGGUGUGAACCUGGGGGUUGAAAACAGCUUGACUCUCAGACGCCUUCUUGUUUGGACUUAUGAUCCAAAGAUCAGACUGAAAACCCUUGCAGCACUUGUGGAUCACUGUCAAGGGAGAAAAGGGGGAGAGCUAGCGACAGCUGUCCAUGCUUACGGUAAAACAGGGGACCCGUACAUGAGGGCACUAGUGCAACACAUUCUCAGCCUGGUCUCCCAUCCCAUCCUAAACUUUCUGUACCACUGGAUUUACGAUGGGGAGCUGGAGGACACGUACCAUGAGUUUUUUGUAGCCUCUGACCCAACAGUGAAGACUGACCGACUAUGGCAUGAUAAGUAUACUCUUAGAAAAUCGAUGAUCCCUUCCUUUAUAGCUAUGGAUCAGGCCAGAAAGGUGCUUCUAAUUGGAAAAUCUAUUAACUUCUUGCAUCAAGUUUGCCAUGACCGAACUCCUCCUGGUAAAAUAAUAGCUGCAUCAAAAUCUUCGGAUUCUCCCAAGGAUGCUGCCGAGUUAUUUACUGAUUUGGAAGGUGCCUUCCAAGGCAAUAUUGAUGCAGCCUAUUUUGAGACAAGUAAAUACCUGCUUGAUGUUCUAAACAAGAAUUACCACCUGCUGGAACACAUGCAGGCCAUGAGAAGAUACUUGCUUCUGGGUCAAGGAGAUUUCAUACGCCAUUUAAUGGACCUGCUAAAGCCUGAAUUGGUGAGGCCAGCCACUACCUUGUAUCAGCAUAAUCUAACAGGAAUCCUUGAGACGGCAGUCAGAGCAACCAAUGCCCAGUUUGACAGUCCUGAGAUUCUCAAGCGACUUGAUGUCCGACUUCUGGAGGUAUCCCCAGGUGAUACGGGCUGGGAUGUGUUCAGUAUGGACUACCACGUCGACGGGCCAAUUGCAACGGUAUUCACUCGGGAGUGCAUGAGUCAUUACUUGCGUGUGUUCAACUUCCUCUGGAGAGCUAAGCGAAUGGAAUAUAUUCUUACUGAUAUUUGGAAAGGCCAAAUGUGCAAUGCCAAACUCCUCAAGAGCAUGCCAGAACUCUCUGGAGUGCUGCAUCAGUGUCACAUCCUGGCAUCAGAAAUGGUCCACUUUAUUCACCAAAUGCAGUAUUACAUUACCUUUGAGGUGCUGGAAUGCUCUUGGGAUGAACUCUGGAACAAGGUGCAACAUGCGCAAGAUUUGGACCACAUCAUUGCAGCUCACGAAGUGUUCCUUGAUACCAUCAUUUCACGGUGUCUACUAGACACUAACUCACGAGCUCUUCUGAAUCAGCUUCGAGCCAUCUUUGAUCAAAUUAUUGAGUUCCAGAAUGCACAGGACACCUUGUACCGGGCUGCACUGGAGGAGUUCCAACUCAGACUGCAGUUUGAAGAAAAGAAGAAACGGCUCCAAUCUGAGGGUGAGUGGGGAGUAACCACAGCAGAUGAAGAGGUAGAAAACAAACGAGUUCAAGAAUUUUGUGAAACUAUACCAAAAAUGUGCUCUCAGCUACGCAUACUUACACAUUUCUACCAGGGUGUUGUGCAGCAGUUCUUGGUGUUGCUGAUGACGAGUUCAGAUGAAAGUCUUCAGUUUCUCAGCUUCAGACUCGAUUUCAAUGAGCACUACAAAGCAAGAGAACCUCGGCUGCGGAUGUCCUUGGGGACCACUAGGGGGCGGCGAAGCAGCUACAUGUAAAACAGCCAGCAGCAUUUUAUACAACAACUCAAUAGGGCUACAUGGAUAUUUUAAGUUUAUCAGUUGCUGGGUUAUGAAAAGUUUCUGUGUUGUUGCCAAAAUCUAGCAACCCCAAAACUGCUCCAGUAAACCGCGUGGCUAAAUGAUGUGUCAUUUAAUAGCACAGGGUCAAUUUCAAUUUUUUUGGUCUUGUUUUUAUAGCUGACUUGUAAAGACUAAAAAUGGCAAUUCAGUCUCUUCACUAGAUGACAUCACAUCAGUGCUAGUAAAUUGCAUACAUUGUGUAAUUCUUCAUAUACAUUGUUUGCUGUUUGAAUUUGAGUAGUUUUUUUUCUUCCUAAAUCACUGUGUAAAAAGUUGCUUUUUUCUCCCACUGUAAAUUCCCACAUUUUGCUACUGUUGCACUGGGUUUGUGUACACAUUCUUUGUUGUGCGUAUGUUUAAAAGGAUUGGAGACUACAAUUGCAGAGACGUUGUCCUUGUAUUGCAAAAACAUUUAUUCUUUCAGAACAGGAGUAGACAGAUUGACUCUUCUUAACAUUUAUAUAAGCAAUGGCAACAUUUAACAAAACCAUCACUUGCCAAUUUAAAAAAAAAUUAAAAUAAAAGUCUGUAAGUAUACAUUUGGGCAUUCGACAGCAUGCAGCAAUGCUGACUACUAGCUGAUGUCGUGAGUAUUCGAUGUUCAGAUGGUCUUGCAGUGUCUGAUCUACGAAGACUACCAAGCGGCACUUUGCUUUGGCCGUUGUGGAUUAGAGGAAUUCAAGUUUUAUAAUUUCAGAUUUAUUUAUUUUGGCACCAUAUUACUAUCUUAACAAAGCUGUUCAACAAUGGUGUUAAAUAUAACUUGAAUCAAGAGAUGUGCUUAACUUUGGGACUGUCAGCUUGCUAAUUUAAUUGAGGCUCCUCUAGCAAUCACAUUUUCAAAUGACAUUGUCUUUUUGGACUGAGUAAUGUCUUUCUUGUUGCAGCUUUUGAUAACUCAGCAUCAAACAUAAUGUAAUUCACUUAUCUGUUAAAUGUCUUAGAAAUGGACAUGCCACAAGCUUACUGAGCACCUUCACUUGUGGGUCAAGUUGUGUUUAACAGCCUAUACAGCCUGAAUGAAUGUAUGGUUCUUUUAAAUUCUGCAGUAGUGUAUUUAUUCAGUGUGACCGCAGAUCUCUCCUGUUACAGCAUACCUCUUUUCGGCUUGGAUCUGAUGUUGUUUCUGGCCUGUAGCAGUCUGGAGCAACGCAUCAGGAAAAUAUUUCAGCAGAUUUAUAUAGGACAGAUGUAUAUAGCAAAUACACACAUUUAAACAAACAAACAAACAAAAAAAAAAAAAAACAGUUCUGCCACUGAUUCUUAAAUAAAAUGAUUUCUUGAUUUGUAUGUGUUUUUGAUGAAAAGGUGCUUUUAAUGAAAGAGGUGUUUAUAUGAAUGUCUGAGCUCAUGAUUUUAAUUAUUUUGUUUAUUUUUAAACCUUCAAUUUGUGUUUUGAAAUCCAAAAUAUUUUAAAAUGCCUUUGCUCAAGUGAUGAUUUUUGGGAAUUCCUCCGGUUUGCAUCAGUAUUGAUUUAUGCACCGAAAUAUGCUCAUGUUACUCAACUUGGGGUUGUUCAUUUAAUAAGAAGUACAAAAUGCAGACAGUAGUAUUUAUGUCCAUUUUGCUAUCAGUACACCAUCCGAAAGACUAUUAAGCUCAAAACUGACUCCUAAAUACAAAUACUUAACAUUUUAAUCAUUAAUAUUUGGUCACAAUGGCCUGUUUUUCUUAUCUGAACCAUGUUCAGAUAGUAGGCUGAAGAUGUUGAUCUAGUAAAUACUUUAUGCCUCUGUGUUGGAACUAAUGUUUUUUUUUUUUUUUUUUUACCUUGUUUACAGAGUAAUAAACCAUGCAUACAUGCAAAUAAACUACCCAUACGGCUUUGAUAUUUA